CCCGCGGAGGGACGCGCCAGAGCGGGGGCCGCCGGGACCGAGCGAGCGACAGACGCGCCACCCGCCGACGCCGCAGCCGCCUGGGGCCCGCACGGACCCUCUCUGCCUGUGUAUAGAAUGAGCCAAGGAGACUCAAACCCAGCAGCUAUUCCACAUGCAGCAGAAGAUAUUCAAGGAGAUGACAGAUGGAUGUCUCAGCAUAAUAGGUUUGUCCUCGACUGUAAAGACAAAGAGCCUGAUGUGCUGUUUGUGGGAGACUCUAUGGUACAAUUAAUGCAGCAAUAUGAGAUCUGGCGAGAGCUAUUUUCCCCUCUUCACGCACUUAACUUUGGAAUUGGGGGAGAUACAACAAGACAUGUUUUAUGGAGACUAAAAAAUGGAGAACUGGAGAACAUUAAACCUAAGGUCAUUGUUGUCUGGGUAGGAACAAACAACCAUGACAAUACAGCGGAAGAAGUAGCAGGUGGGAUUGAGGCCAUUGUACAACUUAUUAACACAAGGCAGCCACAGGCCAAAGUCAUUGUACUGGGUCUGCUACCUCGAGGUGAGAAGCCCAACCCUUUGAGACAAAAGAAUGCCAAGGUCAACCAACUUCUCAAGGUCUCGCUACCGAAGCUUGCCAAUGUGCAGCUCCUGGAUACAGAUGGGGGCUUCGUGCACUCGGACGGUGCCAUCUCCUGCCAUGACAUGUUUGAUUUUCUGCAUCUCACAGGAGGAGGCUAUGCAAAGAUCUGCAAACCUCUCCAUGAACUGAUCAUGCAGUUGUUGGAGGAAACACCCGAGGAGAAGCAAACCACCAUUGCCUGACUGGCUCCUGUCAGUGUUAAUAGCAUCCCAGCUUCCUCAGAUCAGUUAUGUCACUGGCACUACAGAGUCCUCUUUCUUAAGGCACUUUGCAUUAUAGAAUGUUUCUGGAUGCUUGUUUCUAGUGUUUAAAGGGGAAGAGGGAUUUAAACUGGUCCUGUAUAUAGAAAGUUUGUUUGACACAGGAGAAAAUAUAGCCAAGGAAUAUUGUUCUUCAAUUCAUUUGAAACCAGAAGGGAACUUUUUAGUUAUAUGUGUAACAGACACACUUAUUGAAUUACCCCUAUUUUUCCUAGGACAACAUAAAGCCCAAUACAAUAUGAAGAUUCUCUCCUUGGCUUUUUUUUCUAUGGAUUGUCAUAUGUGAUAAUUAUUCACACCUACUUGGCUUUAAAAUGUUUUUCUUUUUCUAGUUCUAAAGGUCCAUGAUUUACUAUGUUGUCUUAUUUUGUUUGAUUCCUAUAUACAUAUAACAUCAGAUUAAACGUGUGUCACUCAAAUAUGGGAGAUGCUUUAGUUACAAGUGAAUUUGUUCUCUCAGUCUUUCCCAUGCUUAGCAGUAAAACACAGGUUUUGUCCCAUUUGGGGACUCUUUGGAGGGUAUUAUUUUUUAUGCUGCUGAAUUUCAUGUCUUUAAUAGGUAGACCCAUGCAUGCACCCUUCUAAUUCCCCCUUAUCUCUUUGGGGGAUUUACAUUACAAGCCUUUAACAAUUUUUUUACCCAGGGGUCCUGUGGCUGGAAGCUUAAAUCCCUAACCAGUUACUGUCAUAUUACUGAUGUAUAUAUAACUUAUUCCUGUGCCGUGUUCUGUGCUCUAGAGUCUGUGUCGUGUCAUUCAUAGCCAGAGUUCUGAUUUGUUUCUGUUUAUUCCAGUAAAACCUGUUAAGGUUUCUUUUUUCCUGGAAAAAGAAGACCAGAACACUCAUUCCCAUUCCAUAAGGCCUGAUCUGGUAUUAUUUCAGGUUUCAUAUUGUGUUAAGGUGUAUUUUUGUUUUUCUUUUAUGUAUGCAUAUAGUAAUGCUGGGAGUCAAACCCAGGGCGUAGCACAUACUAGACAAGUGCUCUGCCACUUAACAUCUCCCCCUUUUUCAUUUUUGCCUUUUUAAUUGUCUUAGUUCUUAAAUUCUAUCAGUCAUAAAGAAUUUGGCUUUUUCUAGCUGGGUGUGGUAGCACACGCCUUUAAUCCCAGCACUUGGGAGGCAGAGGUAGGAGGAUCACUGUGAGUUCGAGGCCACCCUGAGACUACAUAUCGAGUUCCAGGUCAGCCUGGACUAGUGUGAGACCCUACCUCGGGGGAAAAAAAAAAAAAAAGAAUUUGGCUUUUUCCAUGGGGAAACAGUGAAGCUGCUGUCAGAAUAGACAUUCUCUCCUUAUCCCACCAUAGUUGUAAAAUGAACUAGGUUCAUUUAACUUUUAAGAUUUCUUAUUAAUAUGUCUUCAGAAUAUCAAGAGGGCUUAGUCUUAAUGGUUUACUUGACUGCCUGAACUGCCGUGUAAAAGAGUGGAACCGUGGUUUAUUAACCAGUAUGCCUAUGAACUAUACAAACUGGAUCUACAAACAUUUUAAACUGGACCAGGUUGGGGUAUCGAUGUGUCCUGCAGUGAUUCUGCUUAGUAUUCACAUGAGUAGCUAAGGUCUAGGCUUUAUGUUCUGCUUGCAAAGCAAAUACCAGAGCUGUGUGUUGGAGGAGUUGCUGACCUAUGCUGAGACCCACUUCUGAUUGAGAAGGAUAGAAUGUGCAAUGUGUUUUUUCUUGUUGAGCCUCUUUCUAGGAUUUUUUUUUUUAAAUACAUAGUCUUGUGAAUGUAUCAUGUCUUCAUUAGCAACAGAAAUACACGUGUUUACUAAACUUGUUUACUAUAUUAAGAUUUUCCUUUUCUUUUUAAUAGCCUAAGCUUUUGAGUUUUUCAAGACAUUGUUUUUCUGAACUGAGGUGUAGUUUCAUGACGGAAAUUUAAUUAAGUCAGAAUUUUGUGUGUAAAAAGACAGUUUUCUCUCCAGGUCUUUUUGUGUGGUGUGGGAGUACGAUCCAAAUAAAUUUAUUAGAUUACUCCUGCAGCAUGCGCUUUAAGCUUCUCUCUUGACCAAGAAUGAAAUAGCCCUUUGUGAGCUAGCCUUCAGCUCCUUUGCUUAUGUGUGUAAAUCUCAGAUGUUACUACAUUUUAUAUCUACCAGAGCUAUUCAAGCAAUAGUAUUUGAACCACUAGCCUUUUAAAUAAAAUUCUGCCCUAUUGCUAAUGUGUA
Jaculus jaculus (lesser Egyptian jerboa) is the source of this 3050-nucleotide messenger RNA. It is a transcript of the gene Pafah1b2, whose product is annotated as platelet activating factor acetylhydrolase 1b catalytic subunit 2. The transcript has 6 exons. The record is from RefSeq and is a predicted model, not a curated record. Bases 118 to 807 code for a protein of 229 amino acids. Lineage: Eukaryota; Metazoa; Chordata; Mammalia; Rodentia; Dipodidae.